Messenger RNA from Amyelois transitella, 3384 nucleotides. RefSeq lists its product as uncharacterized. NCBI's taxonomy places the organism in Eukaryota, Metazoa, Arthropoda, Insecta, Lepidoptera, Pyralidae. The transcript is spliced from 2 exons. Bases 902 to 2203 code for a protein of 433 amino acids. Gene Ontology annotation, molecular function: nucleic acid binding. The record is from RefSeq and is a predicted model, not a curated record.
GCACCAGUAAUCGACAUGUACCCAGUGAUCGACAUCUAACCUAGUCUUAAGGAAAAAAUAAGAGUUAUAUUUUGAUUUCCCGUCAUGGCAACACUUAAUCAUAGACAACAGGACUCCCUCUGUCGUCACAAAACAGAACUUUGGGCUCGGCCAUUUGUUUUCAAAAUGGCGAGCUAAAUAUUACUGUCACCGUUUGUGUUCCUUAGCUAAUCCGAUUUUAUUAGCGAAAUCCAUAACAAGAUGGCACCCAGAAAAAAUUAUACGUCCGAGCAAAUGGCUAAAGCUGUUGAUGCUGUCCGCAAAGGCGAAAAAGUUGCCGUUGCAGCUCGAAGAUUUGGAGUGCCCAGAAUCACACUGCACGAUAAGUUAUCUGGAAAAACUCAAAUUAACUGUACAAUGGGGCCCAGUACAGUGCUUUCAAAAAUGCAUUUAGAAAUUUUAGAAAAAUGGUUGAUAACAAUGCCACUAAAACGCUUUCCGAUUUGUAGAGACUCCUUACUAGAUAGUGUCCAGAAAAUUAUAAUAGAUCAAAAGAUUCCCAAUCCAUUCACAGAUAAUAGACCUGGAAAGAAAUGGUAUCUUGCUUUUUUAAAAAGGCACCCUAAUUUGGCGGAAAAAUACCUGAGAAUUUGUCAAUUGCUCGUGAUAACGUCUCGGAAAAAGAUAUAAGAAAUUGGUUUCAAGAAGUUGAAAGUUACUUAGAAGAAAAUAAUCUAAAGGAUAUUUUAAAAGAUCCUAACAGAAUUUUUAAUGCGGAUGAAAGUGCAUUUUUUUAUCACCGAAACCAGGCCCUGUUCUUGCACAGAAAGGUCAAAAACAUUUGUAUACUUCAUGCGGUGAUGACAAAGAAAACCUAACGGUUUUGUUUACUGGCAAUGCUGCUGGCGUCCUUGCCCCGCCAAUGAUAGUUUUUAGCUAUGAAAGGGUUCCCACAUAUAUUGCAUCCACUGUACCUGAAGAUUGGGCGAUAGGGAAAUCCGAAAGCGGGUGGAUGUGUAGCAGCACAUUUUAUGAAUAUGUCGUAAAUAUUUUUAACCCAUGGCUUGAACAAAAUAUGAUUCAAAAACCAAUAAUUUUUUUUAUAGAUGGCCAUAAAUCACAUCUUACCUUACACUUGUCGAAUUUUUGUUCAGAACACGGAAUAGAAGUUGUUGCGCUGUAUCCUAAUUCUACUCACCUGUUGCAGCCAAUGGACUUAGCAGUUUUUAGGCCACUAAAAUUAUUCUGGAAGAAGACUGUCAACGAAUGGAAAAUGGAAAAUCUGGGCCAAAACGUUAAAAAAGAAAAUUUUGCUCCACUGCUGAAAAAAGCUAUAGAAAAAUUAACUCCUGAUUGCAUUAAAAACGGAUUCAGGGCCGGAGGCUUGUUUCCAUUUGGUCCCGAUUAUAUCGAUAUGUCCAAAAUCAAAAACAGAGAAGAAGCUUCAGUUAUUCAGUCCAAUCCAGCAUUAACAGAAUUUGUUAAAUAUUUAGAAAAAGAGAUAAUUGGUGUUUUUUCAGAAGAGAAGUUAGCUAUGUUUCAGAAUCUGUUCUAUAAAAAAAGAGACACAGUUGAAAGUGACCUUCCCGAGGAAGACACCGCUUUGUACGUUAUAUGGGCCAAGAACAAAUCUAAAUGCUACUCUGACGACUGUGCAAGUUCAUGCAACAUCCUGCCGACAUCUGAAGUUAUUGAGUCACAUUCGCCAUCAACCCUGGAACCGAUUAAUAUUUCAAUGGAUAUUAUAGACCAUGUAUCUCACUCCGAGACGGUAGUGGCUGAAAAAGAAGUUAUAGACUUCGGAAACUCUUUAACACCUCAAAAUUAUUCUUUAGCCUCAGUUGAAGAUAUAAGAGAACAAUCACCUAUUAUUGUUGACAGCGGUUUUGGAGGGGUUAAUCAAAAUCUUGAAGUUGAAGAUUUUAAUACAUUGCAGAGAGUUGUUGAGUGUACGCCCAAAAAGAUAUCUACAAUUACUCAUCCUCCGUCACCAUCAAUACUUCAGCUUCCCAGUGAUCCAGCUGUUACUGAAAGAAAUGGCAUACCCCAACCUGAAAUAAUAACGACGGCAAACAGUCAGUGGGCAGUAGACAACACAAUCACGUCGAGCAUUGUUCCCGAAAAUAGAUCACCUUUUUUGACUCCAGACAGACCAACACGCGCACCUAUUUCAAGAACUAUUCAUACAGAUAAAAUAGCACCCACAAAAAAAAACGAUGGAUGAUGCAUUAGGUAUUAUAGUACCAUCACCUUUUAAAAAGUUUCUUUUUUGGCCGGAAGACGAUAUAAAUAAAAAGAAAAAAAGAAUAAAGAGAGAAAAAAUACCAGCAGCAGUAACAAGCAAGGCAUGGCGCGAAUACCAUGAAAAAAAAGAAAAUGAGAAAAAAAGGCAACAAAAAGAAAAAGAAGAACGAGCAAGAAAACGACAAGAAAAAAAGGAGUUGAAAGAAAACAAUGCAGAAAACAAAAAGAAAACCAUUUCUAAAAAAAAUAAAAAGAAGAUACCCCGAAUUGAAUCAUCUUCAGAAGAGUCAAGUUUAGAGAUUGAGUUUGCUGAAAGUGAUUGCAGCUAUGCUGAAGAUAAUAUUUCGGAAGAUAAUGACAGAGAAAAUAUAAUCAACAAAAUCAGUAAAUCAGUUAACAGUUAAAGAAAACCAUUAAAACGUAAAAAACCAGUGUCUCCCACCACCACUGACUCUGAUUUUGACAUAGAUGCCUCAUGCUCACUUAGCACACUUACUACUAAGAAGAAAGUAAGUAAAACUAGACAAACAAAUAAAAUUACUUCAGGAUGUUACGUAAUAGUAACGUACGAAAAUAAAUACUUUCCCGGGAAGGUAGAAAAGGUAGAGAAUAAUCUAUUCGAAGUUAGUGCAAUGGUUUUGUCAAUGGGCAACACCUUUAGAUGGCCUGAAAAACCAGAUAAAAUAUGGUACAUAUUUGAUCAAAUAAUUGAAAAAAUUGAUACACCCGUGCGUCUCAACAAUAGAGGGUUUUAUAAAAUCAAAGAAAUGCAAAAGUAUUUACCUGACAUAUAUAAUUAAGGAUCUCAGUAAAAAUAUGUGAUAUAUAAAUAUAUAUAUAUAAUAUAAAAUUUGGUAAAACGUUAGGUAUAUAUAUACUUACUUGGAUAAAAUAUGUGAUCGUUUUAUAGAACUUAGUUGCUCACUCACUUGUUUGUUCCUAACAGAGAUAUACAUGUCGCGUCGACGGUGGCCGGAGGCGACUUCGGAGGCUCAUUGUAAACAUUUGUUUCCUCAUUAUUCAUUUCGUGGGCGUUGAGUGGGUAAUAAGUUAACAAACGCCGACGGCCUCUGUGGCGCAGCGGUAGCGCGCUUGUCUGUGUCACCGGAGGUCCCGGGUUCGAAUCCCGGCAAGGGCAUGAUGAGAAACGAACUUUCUCUG